Molecule: messenger RNA, 996 nt
Organism: Didymodactylos carnosus
Lineage: Eukaryota; Metazoa; Rotifera; Eurotatoria; Philodinida; Philodinidae
Source: the annotation of a GenBank genome assembly
AUGGGUGAGCAGCGCAGAAUUUUGGUCGAGAUGUCAUUCGAUAACAACAGUUCAUCCAGUGUUAUUGAACGUGAUAAUCCACUGUUCUGGAGUCGUGUCUCGCCGGUGGAUUGUAAUGCUAUUCGAAUAAUCGGUAUCGUUCAACUUUUGGUUGCAUUCAUUGGCAGCAUUCUGAACGGCUCACUCAUUCAAAGUUUUGUUAAACACAAAGAAUUAAGAACACCCCCGAAUAUAUUUAUAUUUUUCAUUGCUGUAAUUGGUUUCACUGCAACUGUGCCAGUGAUUUUGGUGGCCACAUCCAACAUUUACUGCAGAUGGCUGUAUGGGAAAGCCGGAUGCUUAGCUGAAGGCUUCAUGGUCUUCUUCUAUGGUGGUUCGACAUCUUAUAUUUUGUGUGCAGUUUCAUUGUCACGAUGCUACAUCAUCGUCAAGCCAUUCGACGCCAAAAAAGUUACGGUUAAAAAAUGUUUGAUUGUGGCGAUAGUAGCAACUGUUAUGGCGCUUGUGUGGACGAUAGCACCAUUGCUUGGAUGGAAUGAAUACACUUUAGAGCAUGGCAUUAAAACAGAACUUAGUCAACGGCGAGUGGAAAUGGAACGGCGAAUUGUCAAAAGUGUUGUGGUUACCAUUUUAGGUUUCUUUAUGGCAUGGACACCCUACGGCGUUUCGUCAUUUAUCUCAGCCUUUUCCUCCACAUUAACGCCACCAUUGGUUAUUUCAUUGUGUGCAAUUUUCGCCAAAGCAUCCGUGGUCUGGAUACCCCUUUUGUAUAUCAGCACAUCAACUCAGUACAAGCUGAAAUUCGUUGAUUUGAAAGAUAUGGAAAAAACGGCUACCAGCCAGGGCGGUGGUGGUGACGGACAAACACAAAUUAAUAGUCAAACGGCUACAACAGUUCGUCGUACACCCCAAGUACAAGUUGAAGAACCGUCAAAUAAACAUAGUCAAGAUUUUACGGCGAUUAAUGAUGAAACAAAUAAUAAAAGUGCUACAUAA